This is a messenger RNA of Daldinia decipiens, 1303 nucleotides long. Its product is annotated as DUF689-domain-containing protein. The transcript has 2 exons. Gene Ontology annotation, biological process: iron-sulfur cluster assembly. Gene Ontology annotation, cellular component: cytoplasm. Lineage: Eukaryota; Fungi; Ascomycota; Sordariomycetes; Xylariales; Hypoxylaceae. Bases 142 to 1176 code for a protein of 344 amino acids. The record is from RefSeq and is a predicted model, not a curated record. Gene Ontology annotation, molecular function: iron-sulfur cluster binding.
UUACCCAUGCCAGUUUUGCCCCGCGAAUAAGAUCAGGUCUUUAACAUUUUUACCUUUUGAGUUCACUGAAUUCGCCAACACAACAAUUCUUCUACAACAAUUCUCGACUAGGAGGCGCAACGGGCGCAUAGAACCUCCAUCAUGUCUCCCUCAAUCAUCACCAUCGAUAACACAUCAGACUUCGAUGUAUUCGGCUCAACCCCGACCCAAAAUGGCUCCUCAGGCCCCCGAACCCUACUCCUUGCCCCUCCGUCUCUUGCAAGUCAUGAGGAGAAGUUACGAACCGUCUUAGCCGCGCACGACCGGUCCGUUACCGACUUGCAGAUGCUUGACCGUCUUUCUGCCGGUCUUGUUAACCUUCCCGACGCAACCUAUGACCUAAUCUUGGUCCUCACAGACGCCGAUGGCACGCGUGCUGAAUCAACACUCCUUCUCAAUCGCGAUGUUUUCGCCAAGAUCGUACCAACUCUCAAAAUUGGAGGAAAGAUCCAAGCGCAAGACGGCUCCCUAGCACAGAAUAAUCAGGGACCUGAUGCGCGAGAGGCCCUCCUAUCCGGCUUGUUGCCUGGUGACGACGGAUUCUCAAAGCCGGAUGAUGGCGCUGCUGAUGCAGUUCCUCUUAAACUGGGACUAGGCAAGAACAAGAAGAGAAGUGCCGCCGGGCCUGCAGUAAAGAAUGUUACUGUUCACCAAGCCAACGGAAAGGAUGCAAAGCUCAACAUGGUGCCUCCCGCUGUGAAGUCAACCCCUGCAGGUGUUGGUUUUGUGGACCUUAGCUAUGACUUUGACGCUCCUGAGGACGACGACGAGCUAAUCGAUGAGGAUACCUUGUUGACAGAGGAAGACUUGAAUAAGCCCUUAGCUAUUCCUGCGGAAUGUGUACCGAAGGUCGGCAAGCGAAGACGUGCUUGCAAGGAUUGCACAUGUGGUCUGGCUCAGAAGCUCGAGGCCGAGGAUGCAGCAAACAGGAAGCAAGCCGACGAAAAGCUUCAGGCUCUGAAGCUUGACUCCAACGACCUAACUGAAGUGGACUUCACCGUAAAGGGCAAGGUUGGAUCCUGCGGAAACUGCUCACUGGGCGAUGCUUUCCGAUGUGAUGGAUGCCCUUAUAUAGGAUUGCCCGCAUUCAAGCCAGGAGAGGAAGUCCGAAUCCUUAACAACGUUGUUCAACUAUGAUAAUAAUCGUGAGCACUACAGCCAUUUCCGGCUCCAUCAUUUGGUUCAUAAGACAUGCCGUCAAGCUAUAUCACGAUAUGGACUUGAUGAAGCAUACUGCCUUAAGCAUUGCAGGCCGCAUGAAUCU